Messenger RNA from Talaromyces proteolyticus, 2656 nucleotides. RefSeq names its product meiotic recombination protein Mre11. The record is from RefSeq and is a predicted model, not a curated record. The transcript has 2 exons. Gene Ontology annotation, molecular function: DNA endonuclease activity; 3'-5'-DNA exonuclease activity; manganese ion binding. Lineage: Eukaryota; Fungi; Ascomycota; Eurotiomycetes; Eurotiales; Trichocomaceae. The coding region runs from base 249 to 2570 and encodes 773 amino acids. Gene Ontology annotation, cellular component: nucleus; Mre11 complex. Gene Ontology annotation, biological process: double-strand break repair via nonhomologous end joining; double-strand break repair via homologous recombination; mitotic intra-S DNA damage checkpoint signaling.
CGUCGAAACACGCGACGGCCACCUCUCAAUCAGCCACUCUCCGAGCAAUCUAUAGCUCCAUGUUGCUCGCUGAGUUAAUUGAAUAUAAUAUACGCUAAAAGUGAAUGGUGCUGGUAGUUCUGGAAUCAGCGUGUCGGGGCCCCACGGCGCUCUCCAGGCAGCAUCCGCUUUUUGGCACCGAUCUUCAGAACCUGAAUCUCACAGCGUUCACUUGUCUCAGCGAAUAUACUUGGUAGCAAGUAAUCAUAAUGCCACCAUUGGGAGACGCUGACACGAUUCGCAUCCUCGUUUCAACCGACAACCAUGUCGGGUAUAACGAGCGCGACCCCGUUCGUGGCGAUGACAGCUGGAAGAGCUUCCACGAAAUCAUGUGUUUAGCCAAAGAACGUGAUGUCGAUAUGGUCUUGCUCGCCGGCGAUCUUUUCCACGAGAACAAGCCAUCCCGCAAAUCUAUGUAUCAGGUGAUGCGAUCAUUGAGAAUGAAUUGUCUCGGUGACAGACCUUGCGAGUUGGAGUUCCUCAGUGACGCGAGCGAAAAUUUCCAGGGCGCUUUUAACCAUGUCAAUUAUGAGGAUCUGGAUAUCAACGUGGCGAUGCCGGUUUUCUCGAUACAUGGAAAUCAUGAUGACCCGUCUGGAGAAGGACAUCUUGCGGCAUUGGACAUACUGCAAAUCUCUGGAUUAAUCAACUAUUAUGGGCGAACUCCAGAAUCGGAUAACAUCCAGGUCAAGCCUGUCUUGUUACAGAAAGGGGGAACUAAAUUGGCACUGUAUGGGCUAAGCAACGUUCGUGACGAGCGUCUGUUUCGGACAUUCCGUGAUGGCAAGGUCAGGUUUUUCCAACCUUCAGUUCAAAAAGACGACUGGUUUAAUUUGAUUUGUGUACAUCAAAAUCACCACGCACAUACAGAGACAGGAUAUUUGCCAGAACACUUCCUCCCCGAUUUCUUGGAUCUAGUUAUCUGGGGCCACGAACAUGAGUGUCUGAUCCAUCCAAAACUGAACCCAGAAACGAAAUUCCACGUUAUGCAGCCUGGGUCGUCUGUUGCGACGUCACUGGUUCCAGGAGAAGCAGUUCAGAAACAGGUAUCCAUUCUAAGUAUCACAGGUAGGGAAUUCAAGAGCGAGCCGAUACCCUUAAAGACGGUUCGUCCAUUCGUUAUGAAGGAGAUUGUGCUAUCGGAUGACAAAGAGGCAAAGAAGUUGGCGCGGAAGGAAAACAAUCGAACAGAGAUCACUCGUCUCCUGAUGACAUAUGUCGAGGACUUGAUUGAACAGGCUAAAUCGGAGUGGCUAGAGUCGCAUCAGGACGACCUCGAUGGUGACGAAGAGCCCGAAAUCCCUCUUCCGCUGAUUCGUCUCCGGGUUGAGACAUCGACACCUGACGGGGGUAGUUUUGACUGCGAGAACCCGCAGCGGUUUUCCAAUCGCUUCGUGGGCAAAGUGGCCAAUGUGAACGAUGUUGUGCAGUUUCACCGAAAGAAAAAAGCAACUACAACGGGUCGGAAAGUUGACGAUACCGCAGCCGGGGCUGCUAUGUCACGUCUCUCGACACUCGACACUGUCAAGGUUGAGCAAUUAGUACGGGAACUGCUUACAGCGCAAUCAUUGACUAUCCUUCCUCAGAACUCUUUCGGCGAUGCUGUCUCUCAAUUUGUGGACAAGGACGACAAACACGCCAUGGAAAUGUUUGUGAACGAGUCACUAGCCAACCAAGUCAAGUACUUGAUGAGCUUGGAACGAGAUGCAGACCUUGAUGACGAAGACGAAGCGCAUCAGUCUCUACGGAAUGCAAUGGAUAAGUACCGCGGCCAAGUGGAGGACCUAUUUUCUAAAGGGGCUGUCAAGCGGACUCGAGGCAAGAAACGGUUUAAGCCUAAGCCCGACGGUUGGGACUCCGAGUUUGACGGUCCUUGGGAAGACCAACCCGGUGCUUUGAUACAUUCCGACAACGAGGGCGGUGACCCCAACGAAGAAGAGGCUGCAGAGGAUGGAACCGAGAGGACGACGGCGUCUGCUCGCGGCCGAGGGAGGGGACGUGGUGGUCGUGCCACUCCCUCAACUGCUACGCGCAAGGCUACUACUACAGCUGCCGCUACUACGAAAAAGACUACACAGGCAAGGGGAGGCCGACGUAAACAGGCAAUCUCGGAUGACGACGAAGAGGAGGAUGUCGUCAUGGUCGACGAUUCAGUAGAAGAACCCGAAGCUAUCUUAUCUGACGAGGAGGCUUCCCAAGCAUUGUUUGUUCAACAAAAGCCUCCUCGGAGUCGUCAACAAGCUGCUAGUACUGCGACCACCUCGAGGAGAGGGGCGCGAACAGCAGCAUCUCCGGCGCCGUCGUCGGUCACGGCAGCGGCGUCGUCCACGCGACGAAGUGGCCGAGCAGCGGCAAAACCAACACAGCAGACAACCAUCAACUUUGCAUCUCAAACGAGUUCGACGGGCACAGGCCGACGCAAUGCAGCGCGUUCAGCGAGAGGCGGGUUUGCUGAGCUGAGUGAUAUUGAGGACGAUGACGACGACGAUGCCUUUGAGCCGGUUUCUUCCAGCACGCGUAGGCGGCGGUGAAUUGAUUGUCGAGGAAUGGAAGUAGGGCGAAUAUAAUAAUAAUAAGAAGAAUAGCAGUGCUAGUACGUAGUAGGAAUGAAUGGAGU